This is a messenger RNA of Lolium perenne, 822 nucleotides long. Lineage: Eukaryota; Viridiplantae; Streptophyta; Magnoliopsida; Poales; Poaceae. The record is from RefSeq and is a predicted model, not a curated record.
AUGGCCGCGCCGGGGUCACGCGCCGCCGAGCACAACCGAAGCGGCGGCCCCCGUCCGCCGAUCCGCUCCGGAACCGCGACCUGCUGCCUCCGGCCAAGCUCUUCGGCCCACCGUAACCCCCCACGGAUCGCCACCAGCCUCGCCGUGCACGGCUGCAGGUACCGCCACUGCCCAACUCGCCGCCCGUUCCCCUCGCCUUCUCGUUCGGUUCCGAUCCCGCGCCACCACGCGCGCACAGAGCUGGUUCCGGUGGGCGACGAGGGCACCCUAGCCGCCACGGCGGAGGAGGCGCGGCGCUGUGCCGGCGGAGGAGCGGCGGCCGUCGCGGUGGUGGGUCCGGACUUCGAGGCCUGCGACGAGACGGCGGCCGGCGCGGCGGUGGAGGCCGCGUGGCGCUGCUUCGGGGACGGCCUCGACGCCCUGGUGAACUGCUGCUCCUACGAGGGGGAAGUGCAAGAUUGCCUCAGCAUAACUGAAGACGAGUACGAGAAGACCAUGAAAAUCAAUGUAACCACACCAUGGUUUCUCAUCAAGGCGAUCGCAAAGAGGUUCCGGGACGCGCAAUCCGCUGGAUCUAUAGUGUGCUUAACACAGAUCAUCGGGGCCGAGAGAGGAUUGUACCCAGGCGCUGCGGCAUACGGCAUACGGCGGGCGCCAGCAACGGCGGCCUGGCCGCGCUGCUCCUGCGCGACUCAGCAGCGCUAUCCGCGCACCGACGGUGGGUCAUGAUGCUCGAGGCCGAGAACUCCGUGCUCAGGGCGGGAGGAGCCCCCGCCGGCGCGGACCCGGGGGAGGGCGAGGACGGCUCGGUGGGGGUGGCCG